Molecule: messenger RNA, 1702 nt
Organism: Umbelopsis ramanniana AG
Lineage: Eukaryota; Fungi; Mucoromycota; Umbelopsidomycetes; Umbelopsidales; Umbelopsidaceae
Exons: 3
Coding region: 115-1551 (478 amino acids)
Biological process (GO): intracellular protein localization
Cellular component (GO): plasma membrane
Source: RefSeq, a predicted model, not a curated record
UGCUGAGCAGGCUUUCUCGGUAGCCAUACUGUUUGACCACAACCUUGCUUUUUCCAUUCUCCCAGACUUUCUCUACCUUCGCAUCACUGACAUUUGGCCAUUGCUUGCCUGGUCAUGGCGAGCGAAGAUGCCUUUCCGCAAUCCCCGAAACUGUCUUUCCCCACGGUUUCGCACUAUCCAAAGGCUCUAGACAACCGUCCAGCGCACAUACUUUUUCCAACUGUACCGACCGGUAACUCCGAGAUUCCUAUGGAUACCUUCGGGAGUAGCUAUCGAAUCUCCAACCCUAAUAACCCUUAUUUGAGAGCGACAGAAGGAAAAUUAGCCAGAAAAAGCAGCAUGGGUCACAAACUGUAUGGUUACUCCAAUGACAUUUUUGAGCCAAGCCCACUCCAGGCUUGGACAGAAGUGAAAGAUCACAAUUUACUUGUGAAUGGUCUGCCUACACUAGAUCAAAUACUGACUCGCAAAACCCGCCCUCCGCUUUCCUUGCAAAACUUUGAAGACUUUCUGAAACGGUAUGGUGCUGAAGCGAAUGUAGCAUUCUGGCGAGAGAUAUAUAAUCAUCAAAAGCUGUGGGCUGCAUUACAUACGAACAUUGCGAGAAGGAAACGCAGGAGUGAUGCCGCGUCAUCUGGUAGUUACCGGCGGUCCAAAUUCUCAUCCUACCAAGCAUCAUCCCACGACACAUCCUCUUUAAUUGCAGCCGUGCGGGCGUCUCAACUAUCACCUGUUUCUUACCCAUCCUCCAGUAUCCACCCUGCCCAGGACGAUGCAACUCGUUCAAUGCCUCAAUCUUUUGCAGAGGAAGAAGAAUCGAGCCCUCAAUACUCAGAGGUGACCGAUACCAUUGAGCUUUUGGAAGACUCCGAUACUUCUGUCUAUAUUCCACAGUCACUAUACUCAUGGAAACGUAUAGACAUUCCAUCGAUGUUAUGCUACGAAGACCUGCAACAAAAUGCCAAACGAAUCUAUUUCAAGUUCUGUACACCGUACCAUGCAGAAUCUACAAUAUUUUUGCCAGACGACUACCGGAUAGCACUGCAAGAAAUGAUUGAGAUUCAUCAUCUAGCUGACCCCAUUAUCUUCGAUUCAUCGUUUCUAUACGUUUACGAAAUGCUCAAUAUUUUUUUUUAUGGACGAUUUCUUGACUCGGUCAUGUAUAAGAACGUGUCCGUCCAAGGCAUGAAAAUUUACUUGUUCUUGAGCGUUGUUUUCCUCACUGCUGGUUUUGGAUUGGAAAUAGCGUUUAUUCUCACUGGAAUUGGAACUAGAGUGACAAGGCUAUGGGGCACUAUUCCUAUCUUUUUAGGGUGUUGUACGCUUGUGGCCGUAGUUGGUGAGUUCUCCUGGUGGCAAGGCUUACUCAAUGUGAGCGGGUUAACAGACCUUCGAUAUCAUACAACGCUGGACAAAACCAUUCGACGUAUCCAUAUGCGUCGAUCUUGGUUGUUUAUGAUGAUAUCCGCUGCCGCUACGGUGAUCUGCCUAGCUGUCUUCAUUGCAUUUCCUCCAUUACCAUUGACAGACCCUAAUUAUUUGCAUGGAUAAUGAUUCUUUUUUUUAUAAUAACUGACGCUAAACUUGUACAACUUGAAUCGUUUCGUUUGGUUCCUGGGCAGUUGUGGGUGGGCGAAUGGCAGUCACACAUCACGUGUAAUUUUGGUAAACAUUUAUUUUUUGGUACUUGCACUUGUCAGAA